AUGCGCGAAGUCAACUUUAGCAUCCCCAACGCCAACAAGGCCUCAGUGGGCAUCACCACCGCCCUCUACGACCGCCGCGCCCUCGACUGCACAUCGACCCUCCCGCUCAUCAACUCGCUCAACCACCUCGCCUACCUCACCACAUCCUCGGCACGCAUACGGGACAUUCUCACUGUCGAUGGCGGCAUCGAACGUCUGAUAUGCAUCCUCAAAGAGGGCCGGAGCAAGGACAUGAUGGACAUGUGGAAAUGGAACCUUGCUUUCCAAUGCAUCUUUAACAUUGGUGUACGUGGUUCUGAGAACGUCAGGACACGUGUGGUCGAAGCCGAUAUGGUGCCCGUCAUCGCAUCCAUUCUCGACAACUACAUCAAGGUCGUCGAUAAGAUGAGGGCAAGAGCUGAGGCCGAAAUCCACAAGUCUGCACGUCUGGGUGCAUCGAGCCGACACCACUCGUCGCGCACUGGAGAGGUUGCAUCAAGCUCCGGACACAGAGCUGAUCGAACACGGCGCGUCAUACCCCCUCCGAUUGAGAUACCCCAGCCAACCCAGCCCUUGGGCGAGGCGACGCCCAUUCCUGCAUUCUCACUGAGCUCCCCUCCCGAACGGACGACAUUUACACGCGGUCGACCUGCCCACCACCAUCACCACCGUAGCCACGAAGGCCGCGCACAGCUCUUUGGCGCCCCCGGCAACAAUCCUCGUAGUCUUGGCCAGCCAUUGGUCACGGCAUUACCUUCCAUAGAACCAGCUCCCGAUGCUUUUGCGCUACGGCCGGUGCGAGAUGCCGAUCGACUGCCUUCCAUGCUCCCCGCCCUGCAAGGGGAGAUCACUUCUCAGCCAGAGUCACCGACAACCCCGAGUGCCCCACAGGCACGCCAGACGAGCCCAAGAGCGGGGCUAGCCCGAACACGCCGCCGCCCAUCCAUCCGACACCAGUUGUCUGUAUCUGGAGAGUCGGAUCUUGAGGCACAACAAGAUGACAUGUCUGCAGAGGCUGCAACAGCGGCUGGUCCGUCUGUAAACGAGCCAAUCGUCGGUAUUCAGAACAAUGAAAUCAACAUGGCCGACAUUGUUGACAACGCAGAGAUGCUGGAUGCUGGCAACACACCAGUUCCUAUUGCUGCCCCCUCGGAAGGCACAGAUGAGAACAACGAGACGUUCAACAUCACUCACCGUCCAGCACUCGAUGGCAGUCUAAUCAAUCCCACCAACACACCACCGAACAACCCCAUUACUGGUUUCUCUCCUAUGCCGCCGACUAUCAACGUUGUAAACACCAACCCACCACCUCCUUGGCUACCACGAUACCAGCAAGAACGUAAUGCAUCAGCUAGCGUGCUUGCAGCCAUGCCCCGUGACGAGGACGUACUCAUGUCCCUGCAACUGCUUGCUUACGUAUCGAAGUACUGCAACCUCCGGACCUACUUCCAAAAAUCGCAUCUGGUACCUAAGCUGAAGAUUGGCACCGAGCUACUCGAUGGGGAAGCAUCGACACCCAAAGCAGCAGAGGAAGAAGAAGAAGAGCUAGAAGAAUACGAACUUCCCGACGACUUCAACAUCUUCCCUCUGGUUGAGCAAUUUACCGUACGACACCACACAUCCGACAUGCAGUACUGGGCAAGCGUUGUUAUGCGCAACCUAUGCCGGAAAGAUGAUUCCCGAGGCGGCAUCCGACAAUGCGCAUACUACCAGUGCGGCCGGUGGGAGGAAUACACGCGUCAGUUUGCCAAGUGCCGCCGCUGUCGGCGGACCAAGUACUGCAGUAAAGAAUGCCAGAAGAGCGCCUGGGUUUUCCACCGCCACUGGUGCGUUGCUGCGUCGUAA
Molecule: messenger RNA, 1824 nt
Organism: Alternaria atra
Lineage: Eukaryota; Fungi; Ascomycota; Dothideomycetes; Pleosporales; Pleosporaceae
Exons: 1
Coding region: 1-1824 (607 amino acids)
Biological process (GO): establishment or maintenance of cell polarity; ubiquitin-dependent protein catabolic process
Cellular component (GO): MUB1-RAD6-UBR2 ubiquitin ligase complex
Source: RefSeq, a predicted model, not a curated record